Chionomys nivalis (European snow vole) is the source of this 1950-nucleotide messenger RNA. It is a transcript of the gene Med22, whose product is annotated as mediator complex subunit 22. The coding region runs from base 201 to 803 and encodes 200 amino acids. Lineage: Eukaryota; Metazoa; Chordata; Mammalia; Rodentia; Cricetidae. Gene Ontology annotation, cellular component: mediator complex. Gene Ontology annotation, molecular function: transcription coregulator activity. The transcript has 4 exons. Gene Ontology annotation, biological process: regulation of transcription by RNA polymerase II. The record is from RefSeq and is a predicted model, not a curated record.
UUCGCCGAGGGCUGCAGGACCAGGCAAGGUACCACAGGUCCCGAGUGGUUGCGGGUGUAGGGAACAAAACCCGAGCGCGGUAAAGGGCCCGCGUUCGCGGAGGAAGCUGAUAUAGCGGAAUCCCGCUCCCCACCCCCGCAUGCUCUGUUUGCUCGGUUCGGGUCUGACCGGACUGUGGCGGCUGUUACCCGGGACCUGCUAUGGCUCAGCAGAGAGCCUUGCCCCAGAGCAAGGAGACGCUGCUGCAGUCCUACAACAAGCGGCUCAAAGACGACAUCAAGUCCAUCAUGGACAACUUCACCGAGAUCAUCAAGACCGCCAAGAUUGAAGAUGAGACACAGGUGUCACGGGCUACUCAGGGUGAACAAGACAAUUACGAGAUGCAUGUGCGAGCUGCCAACAUUGUCCGAGCUGGUGAGUCGCUGAUGAAGCUGGUAUCUGAUCUCAAGCAGUUCCUGAUCCUUAAUGACUUCCCAUCUGUGAAUGAAGCCAUUGACCAGCGUAACCAGCAGCUGCGCGCCCUGCAGGAAGAGUGUGAUCGCAAGCUCAUCACCUUGCGGGACGAGGUCUCCAUCGACCUCUAUGAGCUGGAGGAGGAGUACUACUCGUCCAGCUCAAGUCUCUGCGAAGCUAAUGACCUGCCUCUGUGUGAAGCUUACUGGAGGCUGGACCUCGACACAGAUUCUGCUGAUGGCCUCUCAGCCCCUCUUCUGGCGUCCCCGGAGACUGGUGCUGGUCCCCUGCAGUCUGCAGCCCCUGCCCACUCCCAUGGUGGUGGCCCUGGCCCCACAGAACACACCUGAGCCCUCCCCAGGGCCCUAAUUUAUCAGAAAGGAAGUCUUGUGGGUGACCGCCACAGCCUUGCUUCUUCAGUCUUAGCUCCCACUUUGGGAUCAGGAACCACUGUAGCCUCAGGGACCUGGCCAAGCCAGGGCCAGUUCCCUGAUAGUUCAGGAAUGCUGUUCAGUUAUUUACAGGCAGAUGGAUGGCUACCUUCCUGACUGCCAGAUGGAAGUUGGUCCCAUUGAGGACCUUGAAUAGGGAGGAUGGCUGGUGAUAGAAAGCCUCAGUUUGUUGAGAAUUAGGGGAUGCGCAGUGGACCUUAGCCAAGUCCAGCCGUCCAUAUUUGACUCAGGCUCCUGUAUAGAGAGCCCUGGCCACUGCCUGGUCCUGGAGUACAAUUGUUUGCGCCACAGCUGACAGUCCUAGUAAGACUUAGGCAGCUAGCCGGGCUUCUUCCUGGGUUCUGCCACCGUUCUCAUUCUGCUACUAGUAAGACUUAGGCAGCUAGCCGGGCUUCUUCCUGGGUUCUGCCACCGUUCUCAUUCUGCUACUAGUAAGACUUAGGCAGCUAGCCGGGCUUCUUCCUGGGUUCUGCCACCGUUCUCAUUCUGCUACUAGUAAGACUUAGGCAGCUAGCCGGGCUUCUUCCUGGGUUCUGCCACCGUUCUCAUUCUGCUGCUUGUGUGAUGAGACUGUUGAAUAAAACAUUACCUAUUUGUGCUGUUCAUUUUUCUUUCCUGAUCAGUCUAAGAUUCCCCCGGGUUCCUCAAGCAACAGCCCCAACUCUGAUGUGGGAUUGCCCUCUGUAUGCUGUGAAAUGUUUUAUUACCAUUGGCUAAUAAAAGAAGCUGCUUCGGCCUAUGGCAGGGCAGAAUAAAGCAAGUGGGAAAUCUGAACAGAUAUAGAUCUAUCUAUCUAUAUCUAUCUAUCUAUCUAUCUAUCUAUCUAUCUAUCUAUCUAUCUAUCUAUCUAUCUAUCUAAUCGAGAGAGAGAGAGAGAGAGAGAGAGAGAGAGAGAGAGUAGGCAGAGUAAAGGAGACACCAUGUAGCUGCCGAAGGAGAAAGAUGCCAGUAAGCCACAGCCUCGUGGUGAUACACAGAUUAAUAGAAAUGGGUUAAUUUAAUAUGAAGAGCUAGCUGGGAAUAUGCUAAUAUGCUUAAGCUAUUG